Molecule: messenger RNA, 7062 nt
Organism: Cheilinus undulatus (humphead wrasse)
Lineage: Eukaryota; Metazoa; Chordata; Actinopteri; Labriformes; Labridae
Product: vitamin D3 receptor B
Exons: 10
Coding region: 555-1832 (425 amino acids)
Biological process (GO): positive regulation of transcription by RNA polymerase II; negative regulation of transcription by RNA polymerase II; cell differentiation
Cellular component (GO): nucleus
Molecular function (GO): zinc ion binding; vitamin D response element binding; nuclear receptor activity
Source: RefSeq, a predicted model, not a curated record
GUAAUGGCCAUCUAUUUGGGUCCUGAAGAAGGAGGGGUAUUGCUCGUCAGACUACCGUAGGUGUGCUUGAGUUUCCUCCAUGUUAGCGCGUAUGUUUUCCCUUCACUUAAACCCAGUGGCACCUCGACCGUUUUUCCGUUGAACGCUCGUUAGCAACGGUCGCCAAACGUGUAAGAAGCUGGCUGAACUUGGUGCCGCGUUUUAGGGUUAAAGCAGGCAGCUAGCCACGCUAACGCUAGCUUACUACCAGCGCCUCUCUAGUGAGCCAACGUCUGGAAGGGCGUACGAGUUUGACGUUUUCUCCUCAAGUCUGCUCACAUUUCUGAGUUUAGUACAACGAGAUCCUCUUUCUUCGAAAAUCUAGCCCACCCAGCCAACAUGGAGGGGACACUCUUCCAAAGAGCAUGAAGACGACGGGAGACGGCGACUGAAGAGGAUUAAAAGCAACUCGUUCUUGAUGGGGAAAAGUUGAGCUGAGGACUAACAACUUGGGAUAAACUAAAGCAAGGUUUCAAGUCUCGGCUAUUGUUCAAGGGCAUGCUUAAACCUCAGUGAUGGAGACAACUGUUGUGAGCACAUCCACUCUGGCCCCUGAUGAGUUCGAUAGGAACAUGCCGCGGAUCUGCGGCGUGUGUGGUGACAAAGCCACUGGCUUUCACUUCAACGCCAUGACCUGCGAGGGCUGCAAGGGUUUUUUCAGGCGAAGUAUGAAACGCAAGGCAAACUUCACAUGCCCCUUCAAUGGCAGUUGCACCAUCACCAAGGACAACAGGCGCCACUGCCAGGCAUGCCGGCUCAAGCGCUGUGUGGACAUCGGCAUGAUGAAAGAGUUCAUUCUGACAGACGAGGAAGUGCAGAGGAAGAAAGACCUGAUUCAACGGAGGAAGGACGAGGAGGCGCAGCGUGAAGCAGAGAGGGAGGCCCGGCGGCCCAGACUCACUGAUGAACAGAGUCAGGUCAUCGCCACACUGGUGGAGGCACACCACAAAACAUAUGAUGACUCCUACUCUGACUUCUGCCGUUUCAGGCCUCCUGUGCGUGAGGGCCCAGUGACGCGUAGCGCCAGUAGAGCUGCUUCUCUCCACUCUCUGUCUGAUGCCUCCUCUGACUCCUUCAGUCACUCUCCAGAGUCUGUGGACACUAAAAUGAACUUCAACAACCUGCUGAUGAUGUACCACGAGCAGGGAAGCAGCCCCGACUCCAGUGAAGAGGAGGCCUCUAGCUACUCCAUGCUGCCCCACCUGGCUGACCUGGUCUCCUACAGCAUCCAGAAGGUGAUUGGAUUUGCAAAGAUGAUCCCAGGUUUCAGGGAGCUGACUGCAGAGGACCAGAUUGCCCUACUCAAGUCCAGUGCCAUAGAGGUGAUCAUGCUGCGCUCAAAUCAGAGCUUUAACUUGGAGGACAUGUCCUGGAGCUGUGGCGGACCUGACUUUAAAUACCAGAUCAGUGAUGUCACCAAAGCGGGCCACACUCUGGAGCUGCUGGAGCCGUUGGUGAAGUUCCAGGUGGGUUUGAAGAAGCUCAACCUGCACGAGGAGGAACAUGUGCUGCUGAUGGCCAUCUGCCUGCUUUCUCCAGACCGCCCAGGUGUUCAGGAUCACGCACGGAUCGAAGCUCUCCAGGACCGGCUGUCAGAGACCCUGCAGGCCUACAUCCAGCUCCACCACCCGGGUGGUCGACUGCUAUACGCCAAGAUGAUCCAGAAGCUGGCCGACCUACGCAGCCUCAACGAGGAGCACUCCAAACAGUACCGCUCGCUCUCCUUCCAGCCAGAGCACAGCAUGCAGCUGACCCCGCUGGUGUUGGAGGUGUUCGGCAGCGAAGUCUCCUAAAGGCUCAGUGGUGGAGACGCGGCAGGAGACGAGACCCCUGGUGGUGGAAAAACACGAAGGGAGAGAGCUGAGGAUGUGCUGGAUGGACCAAAUUGGAGGUGUGGAGGAUGAAGUGAGUGGAGGAGAGAAAGUGAUGUGUGUUUGUGUGCGCGCGUGUGUCUUGUCUAAUUAAGUCUAUCUCAGCAUAAAGGCCAAGGUUGUAUGGAGAGCAAGCAGAUGUUUAGAGAUGCAGUAAACAAGGAGACUUCAUGAAAUACAAAUCCAGCUCUACAUACAACCUUUCUACGUACAGUGUUUUUGUCUGUAUUUAAAUCAACCAACAGCUGCUUCAGAUGCCAGGACAUUUUCUGUGUACACAUGAUGUGUACACACCAACACAACAAACAUACUCAGUCAUUCAUUUAGCCAUUCAGUUGAGCUACCUCUUGGUUUUACUGGGGUUGUUUUAUAUUUACAUCACCUGUGAAACUCUAACUUUUACAUGGAACAAUUUAGAUACAGUACAGACAACAUUUCAGUUUACCGGUGCAAAAGCAGUGCCUGCACAAACUCUGAAUUUUAUGAUAUUUGUCUAUUUUAUGUUGUUUUUUUGUUUUGUUUUAUUUUUCAUCUGCUUCUCUCCAAGGCAGCAUAUGUAUAUGACUGUGUAUACAAAUCAAACACAUGCCUUUCACCUUUCACCAAAGGUAUGGUCAAACUACUUUCUCAAAAAGCUUCCAGUACCUAAAAAUAACCUUGCUGCUGCUCCACGGCUCGUUUCACGCAUGCGGCCGCUCAGCAUGUGAGCAAGUUGUGUGGCUGGCUUUGCAGCCAAUGAAGGAAAAUGUCAUUAUUUAGGAUAACUGCAGAGUGCAGAACUUAAGUCUGUAAUUUAGUGAGGUUUUUGACAGGAGUUUGGGGUGUCUGCUUUGAGGUGAGAAUUAGCCACUAAAUGUGUUAGCUACUUUUACACUGCUAACUGCCAAUCAAACAGAGCCUGCAUUAUGGCUUGUUUCUCCCUUUUGGAAAUUGUUUCUCAUUCUUCUCUCUGUUUCUCUCACUCUCUCUCUCUCUUUAUUUUCCUGUAAAUAGUUUAUUACUACCACAUGUAUCCUAAGCACUGUUAUACCACCUUUACUUAAGCUUAUGUAUUGUUAUACAGUAUCUAUAUUAUCACAGAUUUUAAAGGGCUAAGAUGCCAAAUCUAACUGGAAUAGUAAACUGAGGCCAAAGCAAGGGGCCUGUCUUGUUUAUAUAUAGCUGCAUACCAUACUUGGAAUUGGCAUAGCUGUGGAUGUAAUUUCAUUGGAUCCUUUUUCGUUUUCUACGUCUGUUCACCUUUAACAAACAAUUCCAUGAAUUGUUCCUCCUCAGUACACCGUGAGCUCGGUGGGCGCAGAGCUUUGGGAAGCUGCUUCAGACCUCCACAGAUAUCACACCCUUUCGUUUCUGACAGGGACGUGGAUUUCUCUAGAAUGUCUGAGGGCCUGAUUGUGUUGGUGGUGCGCACCUCCACACCCAGGCCCCGUUCUGAUUGAUGAUGUAUGCUGCGCAGCCCUCUAGUGGCUGCAUUGUGUAAAUACCAGAUAUAUAUAUAUAUAUAUAUAUAUAUAUAUAUAUAUAUAUAUAUGAAAAUAUGUAAUAUGUCCGCCGCUGUACAUAGGGCUACAUAGAUAUUUCUCAAGACAAAUUUUUCUGAAAAAUAUAUGCAAAUUCAAUAUAGACCCUUUUUUCGGUUGAGUCACUAUCACUACGUUCUAAGACACUAUGCUCUUUGUUUGGCUUUGAUAAUGUUUAUUUCUGGUGAGAAUGAGUUUGAAUUGGCCUGAACAGGGAUUGAUUGUGCAUUUCACUGUCAGAUUAUGUGUUUGGUGGUGGAUUGUGUAUUUUUCCUAAUAUUCGUGUUCAAUCUCAGAAAGAAGACAAGCUAAAUACACCAUGCUGCUCUCUAAUAUAAGCCAUAUACAUCACAAAGCUAGUAACACAGCUGAUACAUUACAGCCCAUCCAGAGCCAUGGGUUUGCUCAUUCUGUAAACACAUUUCAUUAAUCCAUGGCUUUUGGGAGAUAAGCUAGUAUAUGAUUGGAUCUUGUGUUUCUCUGCUGUCAUCUUUGGCUUCUGCUUCAUCAGAAAGCAUAUAAACCAAACUGCCAAGAGAAUAUAAAUGCUCAUGUUAGAGGUCAGUGAAGCAUGUGGGAUUAUGGUAAAAAAAAAAUUUGAUGUCUUUUAUAUUAAGACAGUAACCUAAAUUAAAGCAAGUCAAACAGACGAUUUCAGGUGAGAACCACCCUGGCUAAAAUGACGUCUUUGAGUGAAACAAUUCAAUUUGUGUCUUCUAUUUGCUGUGAAAGGAAUGGUCCUAUGAUUGAUUCCUUUGACUCCCUCAUUCUAGGCCAGGUUAGUGUGAGGCGGCCCAGGAGAGUGUAUGUUUGUCAUUGAACAGAUUUGUGAGAUGUUGUGAAAGUUGUUGCUUCAAUUUGUUCAGCCCAUGUUGGGUCUAUUUAACCCAGCAUAAAGUAUAUAGUCCAUUUCUGUCACUGUGGCUUUUUUCCAACAUUUCACCGGUCACUGUGACUCUGUGCAUGCUUUCAGUCGGGAUGUACACAACGUAAAUAAUUCACACAGCACAGAUAGUAGAAUAAUUUUUGGAUUUUCACAUAAUCACAACAAGUUUUCCUAUGAGAGUCAUAAGGACUAUGUUGUGUAUAUUUAUAAUUCCAAGUGUCCCACAAAUGUCCCUGCUGUGAUAGAACUUCAAGGAGUUGAGGCUUGAGUGUCUUUAGGCAGUACCACUCAUAUGUAUAGUAUGUCAGUAUGAUGAGGGGUAUGAUGUGCUUGGUUACUGAACACUGACUUUUGAAGUUUUUGAAAAGUCUCCAUGUUGAUUUUUUUUCUCUCUGAAUACAUACUUCUGUAUGUAGAUAUGGGUUUGAUUUUAUUUUUUGUUCGAUUUGUUUAUGAGAUAGAGAUGCAGUGUUGUUUGUGUAUGUUAAAUACAGUGGGAGGUUUGGUGAACAUGUAAGUGCCACAGGGAGAGUUCCCUCUACACAAGAACAGGGUAAAAGAGGAGUUAAACUUGGGAAUUGGAAACUGAACAGGAAACGUUUUGUGGAUGCAUCAUUGAACUACACCUCUGAAUCAGGGGAGUUCUUAUUUUAGACUUUUUAGGAAAACGGGGUUUGUGACCGUUUUAAUUUCCCCACCUGAUAAACCGUAUACAACACAGUUAAAUAUACAUAUGAUGCAUCCCUGGAGUCUCCUGUUUGGUUUCACCAUGGUAGGCUGCUCAGAAUCCGUAAGUUUUGAACUCUGCAUUGUGGUUGUUAAAAUACUGGAACUUGAAAACCAUCAUUGCGUCUAAGGAAGCCCACCUUAUCUUACACAGAUCCAUCUUUGGGAGAUUUCCUGAUGACAUGAAAAAACACAACACAGUAACAAUGCCUGCAAUAUCCAACUUAUGGUACACUAUCACCAGCAAGCUUUACAGAAUAUCAUGUUAGACAUUUUUGAAGAUUUUUGUAUAACUUGUUGCCAAUACAAAUCCUGUCUGUACAAACAUGUAAGAUAUACUCAUCCAUAGAAAACAGUAGGCCAUCUCCCAUGCGAAGGCUUUCAAGUCUGUCUUUUAUUUUUUGUUCUUCCCAUUAGGACAGGGAUUGUAAUGGAAUCAACUUAAUGUAGUUCUUACAAAAAGGAGUGUCCACAAUGGAUGUACACCAUAAUCUACCUAAAAAACCUACCUCUUUUAGCUCAGAUUUUUUGCUUUAGCAUUAAGCAUUUGCCUCUGUUUUUACUUUUGUAAUAUUUGUAUUCAUGUUGGUAUUUAUUGCUGUCUAAUGAGUCAUACUUCAAUGAUUACCUCAGAGAUAUCUCACAGAUUUGGGAGAGUCCAGCUAAUGAAGUCAUUCAUAGUUUUUUUUUUUUUUUUUUUUUUUUGUACAGUUUAUUUUUCUUUUCAGACUUAGCAUUGCCUUUUUUAACGCACAAAAUACCAGGAGUGUUUUUAAUAUAGUGCCUGCACUCUGACCAACGGGGCUCAGACUGGCUAGGGGGAAGGCUGCAUUCGCUCCAGCUAAAAGGCGUCCUUUUCAGCAUCUUUUGCUCUGUUGAGAGGUAACUUCAGCAACAACUACAUCUUAUGUUGUUGAUUUUUUUUUUUCUGAACUUUACCUUCAGAGUUCCUCAGAGCAAACUGGAAAGGAGGAUUUUUCAGAGUGAAUCCAGUUUUAAAGAAGGAACAGCCUGAAAGACUUUGCGGCAGUGGGGGAAAAGAGGUGUUUGCGCUCCGCUUGGUACUGACAGCAUGGUCUUUGCUCUGUAGUAUGCCAUCCUUUCCUUUUUCCCUGCUACUUUCCCCGUCAUUUCCUCCCCCUCUUCCUCCUUACCUUUUUCUGUGUCUUCACCUCUCCUUCUGUCCUAAAGUCUGCUCUUGCACCUUCAUCAUUCCCUGCCGAUGUUUGGUCUAAUGUAGGAGAAGUGAAAUCCUCAGUAUCCAUGCAAUGCUGCUUUUUUUAUCUUGAGCACCGCCAAGUUGUGAGUGACUGACACUACGUAACAAUAAAGGCAUCGUCCAAAAUGUCGCCCCCUUGGGGUGCGACAAGCCUCAAUGACAGAUUGUGUCUUUUGAAAUGAACACAACUUAGUGGUGCUUAUCAGGGGAAUAAACUUCCCUUCAGAUCCUAGUAUAAUUUUUAACAGAGCAACUACUCACUUUGGUGAAUUUAAAUCAAGUUUUUAUUAUUUUUCAUGUCAAACUGCUUCAGGUAAACACUGAAUGAAAUAAGAGAGGUUUUUUUUUAUUGAUCAGUGAGUACUGAGGAACGAUGUCGCCAUGGUCACCUCUGCCCUGAGCUGUGCGCCAUAGUCAGACCAUUUUAAAUGCAGGGAGGAUGUUAACGAAGCUGGCUUCAGAUGCUGUCUGAGAGUGAGAUCAGCCUCUAAUCUAGGACUCUGUCAGCCGUGUGUAUCGAUCGUAUUUGAGGAAUAAAUUUUGAAUUUGGUGUUGAAUUCUUACCCUGCAUUGUGAACCCAAAUUGUGCCACAUUCAAUUAAAAAUGCCUGAACCAACAAAAGCACUUAAUGUAAUGUUUGUAACACUUGCUUACUUAUGAAUCUACUAGCCAUAAACUGCCUGUGUUGGUCAGCAUGAUAUGGCUUCAAUUAUCAAGAAAAUUUAUCUUUUUGUCUCAUUUUUUUCAAAGAUCUUCUUUUUUUCUAUUAUAAAUUGGUGUUUAUGUAAUGUUAUUUUUGU